This is a messenger RNA of Mercenaria mercenaria, 1047 nucleotides long. Its product is annotated as growth hormone secretagogue receptor type 1-like. Gene Ontology annotation, biological process: G protein-coupled receptor signaling pathway. The record is from RefSeq and is a predicted model, not a curated record. Gene Ontology annotation, molecular function: G protein-coupled receptor activity. The transcript has 2 exons. Gene Ontology annotation, cellular component: plasma membrane. Bases 1 to 1047 code for a protein of 348 amino acids. Lineage: Eukaryota; Metazoa; Mollusca; Bivalvia; Venerida; Veneridae.
AUGACGUCAUAUAGUCAGCAACCUUUAUCUUCAUGGUUUGAUGCGAUAAAAAUUAUGAGAAAUAUCUUUAUUCCUGUGAUAGUUUGUGUUGGACUAUUUGGAAAUACACUCUCACUGAUGGUUUUCUCGACAGAAAGUAUGAGAAAAUCUUCCAGCUCAGUAUUUUUAGCCUCGCUUGCAUUUGUUGACAACACAUUUUUGAUUUGUUUGUUAAUCACAUGGAUUGACGGAGAAGUUCAUUCGAUUUUAGUUUGUGAUUUAGCUUGCCAGUUACUCAUAUACACAACAUAUGUAACCAGUUGUUUAAGCGUUUGGUUUAUAGUCUGUUUCACCUUUGAACGUUUCAUCGCAAUCUGCUUCCCAUUGAAGAGCACCUACAUUUGUAGCGUGUGUCGAGAAAGAGGAACUGUUUUCAUUUUGACAAUAAUCGCUUGUGUGAUGUAUAAUUUCAGCUUUUGGACUACAGGGAUGGAGCAGUGGGGUCCUUUGCUACGAUGCUCCCAUGAUCCAAAAUAUAUACAGUUUCUAAAUAUAGUAACAUGGAUUGAUACCUCCCUUACUAUGGUAAUUCCAUUUUUCCUGAUCGUGUGUAUGAAUACAAUGGUAUUACGAAGUGUUAUGAAGUGCAAACCAAAAAACAAAAACAUUGUUACAUCUAUUCGAAAACGACCAAAAAUACGAGUUAACACAAGAGUACAACGGAGAAAUCCGCAGAUUAGGGUAACAAGGACAUUGUUGUUCGUAUCUACUACCUUUCUGGUUUUAAAUCUUCCAUCUCACACCAUGAGACUAUACAAUCUGAUAUAUCUGAUAACAUCAGACACCAGCACCAUUACCGUACAAUUCUCUUUCCUACAAGAAUUGACACUUAUGUUCUAUUACAUAACAUUUAGUUGCAACUUCUUCCUGUACACAUGUUUCGGACGGAACUUUAGACAUGCGUUAUAUCAUAUGAUAUACUGUCAGUCGGUAAAAGAAACCCAUCGGAGAAAAGUGCUGCUGAGAUUAAGUUCAUCGCAAGGUCGGACGACAUCGCAUAUUGAAUGA